Frankliniella occidentalis (western flower thrips) is the source of this 934-nucleotide messenger RNA. It is a transcript of the gene RpS3A, whose product is annotated as 40S ribosomal protein S3a. The coding region runs from base 108 to 902 and encodes 264 amino acids. Lineage: Eukaryota; Metazoa; Arthropoda; Insecta; Thysanoptera; Thripidae. Gene Ontology annotation, molecular function: structural constituent of ribosome. Gene Ontology annotation, cellular component: ribosome; cytosol. Gene Ontology annotation, biological process: translation. The record is from RefSeq and is a predicted model, not a curated record. The transcript has 5 exons.
ACUUCCUGUUGGUAAGCUAAAAGAGGAGAACACGAAAAGAGGAAGUUGCAGUAUGCUUUUACCUUUCCGCCUACAGUCUUUUCGGUCCUGAUUCUUGAAACACAGACAUGGCUGUAGGAAAAAAUAAGGGCCUGUCGAAAGGAGGCAAGAAGGGAGUUAAGAAGAAGAUUGUCGACCCCUUCACAAGGAAGGACUGGUACGAUGUCAAGGCACCGUCCAUGUUCACUACCCGCCAGAUCGGCAAGACCUUGGUCAACAGGACACAGGGUACCAAGAUUGCCUCUGAGGGUCUGAAGCACCGUGUCUUCGAAGUGUCCCUGGCUGAUCUUCAGAACGACAACGAUGCUGAGAGGUCCUUCCGCAAGUUCCGCCUCAUUGCUGAGGAUGUUCAGGGUCGCAAUGUUCUUACCAAUUUCCACGGCAUGGACUUGACUACUGACAAGCUGAGAAGUAUGGUGAAGAAAUGGCAGACCCUUAUUGAGGCUAAUGUUGACGUUAAGACAACUGACGGCUAUCUUCUGAGAGUGUUCUGCAUUGGAUUCACCAACAAAGAUCACCAGAUGUCACAUAGGAAAACUUGUUAUGCUCAGCACACUCAGGUGCGAGCUAUCCGUAAGAAGAUGGUUGAAAUCAUCACCAGGGAUGUGACAUCCAGUGACUUGAAGGAGGUUGUCAACAAGCUCCUCCCCGAUUCCAUUGCCAAGGAUAUUGAAAAGGCCUGCCAGGGAAUCUACCCCCUCCAUGAUGUCUACAUCCGUAAGGUCAAGGUCCUCAAGAAGCCCCGUUUCGAACUCAGCAAGCUGCUUGAGUUGCACGGUGAUGGUGGAAAGGGCUCAGAUGAACCUGGUGCGAAGGCUGACCGUCCUGAGGGUUAUGAGCCCCCAGUUCAAGAAGCUGUUUAAAUGGAGUUUCAUUAAAUAAAAAAUAAAAACCA